AUGGUAUAUGCAACAAAAAGAAAGAAGACGCAUCCUCUCUCUCACUCAAUCCCCCAGUGAAGUCUCAGAAAAGCUUCACAAGAAACAAUGAAAAAGUCCUAAAGACUACACCCCCUCUCUCCUUCCAUGACCAGAGAGGCUAUGAUUGUGUGAAACAGACAAAAACUUCCUUUGUUCUCUUCCGCUCCUCAUACCCACCCCAGUUCUUCAAUUCCCAGCUUUUUUUUUCCCAUUAUUUUCCAUUUUUUAUCGUGUCCUUUUUGUACUUCCCUAUAUCUCUCUGCCUUUCUGAUUAGACCCAUCUGAAAUAGAGUAGUAAAUGUUUGAUUGGGUUAAUGGCUCGGUUAUAGGGUAGAGUAGUUUUUUUUUUGCUUCUUUUUGUUCGUCCACUGCGUUUUACUGUUUACUGUGUUCAAUCUUUUGUUUCUGGGUUGAGAUGAGGAAGCAUGGUUGGCAACUCCCUUACCAUCCCCUUCAGGUUGUGGCUGUUGCUGUAUUUCUGGCAUUGGGGUUCACUUUCUACGUGUUUAUCGCUCCUUUCGUUGGGAAGAAGAUGUUUCAGUGUAUAGCCGUCGGAAUCUACACUCCACUUAUUGCCUGUGUUUUUGGUCUGUACAUCUGGUGUGCAGCAGCUGAUCCUGCAGAUACAGGAGUUUUUAGGUCUAGAAAGUGUAUCAACAAUCCAGUUAAGGGGAAGGAUAUUGGAGCAAAGGAUUCCAAACUAGCCGUGGACUCAACUUCAUCCUUGCAUGAGCCAAAUGCCCCUACAAUUGCAAAGAAACAUGCAGAUUCAGAUGUUAUGAGCACAGAUAUAACUCUCAAUGACUCCAAUACUGACAUUCAGAAGCAGAAGGCCUUCAGAGAUAAACCAUGUUGUUUCCUAUUGGUCUUUUCUCCUUGUGCUUUUAUCUGCAAUUGCUCAAAUCCAAAUGAGGAAUCUUGUGAACAACAACUGAGCGAAGAUGGAAUGUUCUAUUGCAGUUUGUGUGAAGUUGAGGUUUUCAAGUACAGCAAGCACUGUAGGGUUUGUGACAAGUGUGUAGACCGCUUUGAUCAUCACUGCAGGUGGAUUAACAACUGUAUAGGCAAAAGGAACUAUCGACAGUUUUUUACCCUCAUGGUUUUUGCUAUCCUCUUGCUUAUUAUACAAUGGUCGACUGGAAUCCUUGUACUGGUCUGCUGUUUUCUUGAGCGAAGGCGAUACUCUGUGGAUAUCUCUUCCAAGUUGGGAAGCAGUUUCUCUAUGGUUCCCUUUGUUAUUGUGGUGUCAUUAUGCACCAUUUUGGCCAUGAUUGCAACGCUCCCUCUGGCGCAGCUAUUCUUCUUCCACAUCCUUCUCAUAAAAAAGGGGAUCAGCACAUAUGACUACAUAGUGGCAUUAAGGGAGCAAGAGCAAGAACAACAAGGAAUUGGGGGUCAGCAGAGUCCACAGAUGUCUAUUGUCAGUUCACUUACGGGAUUAAGCAGUGCAAGCUCCUUUAGUACUUUCCACCGGGCAACUUGGUGCACACCUCCUCGUCUGUUUUUGGAAGAUCAGUUUGAUGUUGUUCCUCCGGAAACUGGUUCUGUAAGCUCAUUAGGGAAGAAGAUGGUUGGUGAAGAGCCAGUCAAGAAGAGGAAUCCAGCAGUGAAGAUCAGUCCAUGGACAUUAGCACGAUUAAAUGCAGACGAGGUUUCAAAAGCCGCUGCAGAGGCAAGAAAGAGGUCUAAGAUUUUGCAGCCUGUUAUACGACAGGAAGCCUCUUUCGGACUAGAAGCAAACAGCAGUUUUGGCAGUAGUGACCGCAGAGUGGUUGCAAGGCCUGAGAAUAAUAGAAGACGAGCUAGUAAGCGAGUGCGCCUUCCAGCUGACCUACCUGUGGAGCCUAUCACAAAGGUCUCAGCUAUGGCUACUGAGAAAGGUUUCCACGAGACAUCAACUGGUUUGGCCCCUCUUCAGCUUGAAGCGCGCAGUGCGUUCCAAACAAGUCAUGCUAUGUCAACAUCUGCUGGUGUUGUUGCUUCUUCUCCUGAGAGUAGUUUAGACUCACCAGACAUACACCCAUUUCGGGUCUCCUCUUCAGGAGCUGAAGAGUCAAGACGGAUCGCUGGUCUUUCAGGAAGUGGUACAGUUGCUCAGAGGGGAAUUCCAUUUUCAAGGUCUACAAGUGAUGGGUAUGAAGCUUCUGGUGGAGAAGAUAGUGAUCAGGUUCCUUCAAGGAUUGUCCAAAGGUCGGCAAACUGGAGUAAUGUUCUCUUUAGCGCUGAUCAUGAUGAGAGGGUUGUCAGAUCGAAAACAUCAUCUUCGUCCAGCCAUGUUAACGAUAGAAAGAUUUGACGAGUUAUGAGUGACUGAAGUUUGGUCUCUGUUGAAUUGAUUUAUGGAAAUUUUUUCAAAAUUCUUUAAUUUUUAGGCCAACGAAUUUCAACAACUAACUGGCCAUCUUCAGCAUUGAGUGUUUGAAUUUGGUGACUUGCUUGGAGCUGUGAAAUCUUGGGAGUCACUACUUCAUGAAGAAGAAAUGAGCAAGCUUCUUCAAAUCCUGGGUCUCUUUGUCCUUUCAUUCUGGCAAGUUAGCUCUCUCUGUUUACAGAUUGUGUUUGAAGCAUUCAUUCAUGUGUUGCUCACAAUUAUUUUCUUUGCAAAUGUGCUUGGUAAUCCACCGGAUAUAAAUGUAAGAAAAAUGUAUAUCAUGUGGGAAUUUGAUGAAUCGGAGACUUGUCUUAGAAAAGGAAGUGUUAUCUGGGUUUUACUCA
Tripterygium wilfordii is the source of this 2736-nucleotide messenger RNA. RefSeq names its product probable protein S-acyltransferase 22. The transcript has 9 exons. The coding region runs from base 437 to 2317 and encodes 626 amino acids. Lineage: Eukaryota; Viridiplantae; Streptophyta; Magnoliopsida; Celastrales; Celastraceae. The record is from RefSeq and is a predicted model, not a curated record. Gene Ontology annotation, biological process: protein targeting to membrane; peptidyl-L-cysteine S-palmitoylation. Gene Ontology annotation, cellular component: endoplasmic reticulum; Golgi apparatus. Gene Ontology annotation, molecular function: protein-cysteine S-palmitoyltransferase activity.